Molecule: messenger RNA, 312 nt
Organism: Staurois parvus
Lineage: Eukaryota; Metazoa; Chordata; Amphibia; Anura; Ranidae
Source: the annotation of a GenBank genome assembly
UGGCUAUCAUGCACCUGGUGAUGGAGACCAAUGGAGAGAGGGCUUCCCUUGCAGCUAAGUUCCAGACUCCCCUGAGAGUGGGACAGCGGGAGUCAGGCCCAAAGUUGCACAGGUCGCCUGUAGGAGUGCUGGUUGGUGGUCCACUCAGAAGCACAGCUGGUGCAUGGAGACGCCUCUGGUGCACAGAGACGCCUGUGCAUGAUAUGCAAGCCUUCUGGUAUUUGGAUGUUUGUUGGUUAGUCAGUUCGAGCCAAGGUCAGGUACCGGGUGGGGAACAGAACAGACAUGGUCAGGUGGGAUAGCCGAGGUCAU